GUCCUUCCGUAGUACGUGAAAUGAAAGGGGUGCUAACUAGACAACCUGAAUCAACAAUCGGUGUCAUGAAUACAAUAAUAUUGUUACCAUCUGUUACAGCGACUGAAGUCAAGAAAAUCGUUGUUGCUGAUGAUAUAAUUCUCGGUACUUCCGGUAACCUUAGUUAUUAUCCUUUUACAAGUCAUCAGUUUGCGUGGAGAUAUUAA
Funneliformis geosporum is the source of this 206-nucleotide messenger RNA. The record is from the annotation of a GenBank genome assembly. Lineage: Eukaryota; Fungi; Glomeromycota; Glomeromycetes; Glomerales; Glomeraceae.